This is a messenger RNA of Homalodisca vitripennis (glassy-winged sharpshooter), 11849 nucleotides long. RefSeq names its product xaa-Pro aminopeptidase 2-like. The coding region runs from base 4 to 1638 and encodes 544 amino acids. The record is from RefSeq and is a predicted model, not a curated record. The transcript is spliced from 10 exons. Gene Ontology annotation, molecular function: metalloaminopeptidase activity. Lineage: Eukaryota; Metazoa; Arthropoda; Insecta; Hemiptera; Cicadellidae.
AGCAUGCCAGAAUGGGUAAGCAACAGGCUGAAGCCCGGAGGCCGGAUAGGGGCGGAUCCCACCCUGGUGUCGAGCGCUGCCUGGGAGCGCUGGGCCAAGAAACUCGCCGAGAAUUCCGUCUACCUUCUACCCAUCCGCAAUAACCUCGUCGACUUCAUCUGGGGAUCAAGCCAACCGUCUUACUCCAAGCAUGAUGCCCACGUCUGGCCCAUCGAGUAUGCAGGGAAAACGUGGCAGGAGAAGGUGGCGGCAGUGAGGACGAUGGUGGAGGGCCAUGGGUGUGACGCAAUGGUGGUGACGUCACUAGAUGAGAUCGCGUGGCUCUUGAACAUUCGUGGGCGAGAUAUUCCGUUCAGCCCGGUGCUGCGAGCCUACGUGGUGCUGACCAAGAGUCAAAUAUCCAUGUACGUGCCACCCAACAAGCUGGACCUGUCCGUGCAGCGUCAACUGCGCACCGACAACUGCUACAGUGCUUUCUGUGUCAGAUUACAAAACUACACAUCUAUCUGGGAAGACCUGAGAACUCUGUCCCAAGUCUGGAAGAAGGUUUUGUUGCCAGCAGAGGAUGAGUUCUCUCAGGGCGUCAGUCGAGCAAUAUACACAGCAAUUCCCGUGGACAAGAGACAUGUGGCUCAAUCCCCCAUCAUGACGUUGAAGUCCGAGAAGAAUCCCACAGAGAAGGAAGGGAUGAGGAAAGCCCACAUCAGAGACGCUACAGCAUUCUGUGACUUCAUGGCUUAUCUGGAGGACAAGAUGGCGGACGGAGAGAACUGGGACGAGUUGAAGGUUGCACACUAUUUGGACAAGUUUCGGCGGGAACAGAAUCUGAACAGAGGCAUAAGUUUCCGCACAAUCGUCGCCUUCGGCCCCCACGCUGCCUGGCCCCACUACGUGCCAUCCAACGUGACCUCCCUGUCCGUCGACAGGUCGAGCAUCCUCCUCAUCGACUCUGGCGGCCACUACCUGGACGGAACGACGGACGUGUCACGGACUUUCCACCUCGGCAGCCCGUCAGACCGGGAAGUGGACAUCUACACGCGAGUGCUGAUGGGGUGUAUAGACCUGGCCAUGCUGCAGUUCCCACAUUAUCUCCCCAUCCGCAACAUCGACGUGUUGGCGCGUGCACACCUCUGGCAAGCGGGGGUGGACUACAGGCACAGCACUGGGCACGGCGUUGGAGUCUAUGGUUCAGUCCACGAGUCUCCCAUAAACAUCAAUUGGCAGAGCAAAGAUGCAAAGAUGUUCAGAGUGGGCUACUUUUUCACUGAAGAGCCAGGUUUCUACCAAGAAGGCCAGUUUGGAAUGAGAUUGGAAAACGUGUUGGAAGUGGUACAGAAUAAUUUUAACUCCACGCAUGGCCCUUUCCUAAGUUUUAGAAUUAUAACUUUGAUUCCUUUUGAACCGAAGCUGAUAGACAGGUCACGCCUUAGUCCUCAACAGAAGCGGUGGUUGAACGACUACUACAGCAGGAUAAGGUCCGAGGUUGGGCCAGAGUUACGGAGGUUGCCCAACAUGAAGGGCUACCACUGGAUGAUGGACCGGACCCAACCCUUCCUUGUCGACUGCGACAGUAGCGCAGCAGUGUCACUCAACCACGUCUUCCUUCUCGUCCUCCUCCUGUCUCUGGGUCUAGCGUAGACUGCGCUACUACCGCACCAUUCUAUUUGUUCUGUUAAUGUUUUAAUGUUGAGUAAUGUUUAGGUUACUUUAAUGAUCUCACUAAUGUUUAUAUUUUUUAGAAGCAUGUUUCGAUAUAAUAAUCACUUAGUAAAUAAACCUUAUGAGGUGUAAUUGACUUUGGGCUGACCAGAGGAUUGACUUGUCAAGUAUAUAAUAUACUAUUAAUAGAUAAAUACGACUGUACAAGGUGGUUCGUGAAAAAACUGGUGGUGGCUUCAUUGUGUUCGCGAAUAAUUCGGAAUAAAAAGUAUCAUAUUUGCAGGUUAAAAUGUUAUGAUUAGCGAAGGCAUAACAAAAUUUCUAGGAAUAAUACUUAAUAGGUUAUAGACACAUACACAAAUCGGCACACUUGUUUACAAGACGUUUUCUCUGUAAUCAUUUAUACAUCGCUGAUUCUCUAAUGCAAUAAACAAUAUUUAUUGUUAUCGGUUAAGUUAAAUUUAUUACUUUAAAUACUAAACUAUUUAUGAAAAGCACAGUUUCUCAUUUUAUGAAACUAUUAGUGGUUAAUUAGACAAAUUUCAAACACUUGACUAAUAAAUGGCAGACUUCUAUGUGAGAAGUUAUUAAUAUUAUAAAAGUAAAGUUUCACUAAAAGGGGUAGCUCUUGCCCCGAGUACCGCAUUAAAGUAAUGUUCGAACCAUAGUGAGGUUUGGAUUAUUUUGGCUUUAUUGCAGUUAUCUGCUUUUACCAGAAGGAACAGGGGAUUCGGUCUAGAUUCACUUUCUUGCUCAUCAACCUACCCUGUCACUUGACUCCUAGUCCUAGUACAGCGUAUCAGGCGUUAUUAUCUAUGGGGUCAAAGAAGUGUAGAAGCACCUCUCUUAGCAAAUUGUAGUUUUAAGUGAAAGCACGUGCAUUCCGCUGAUACGAUAAUAGUGGGCCAAUACGUUUGUGCGCAGUGCACUUCCUCUCCCACACUGACACUAAAAUAUUACCGCCACCAUAAUUUAACAUAUAGAAAUUAGUUGUGCUUACGUAUAUAAGCUAUAUUUUUAUAUUGGUAACAUUUGCAAUACCUACUAUUUGUAAUCAUAAAGAUUUGGGGAUAUACGUUAUGACGAAAAAAAAUAAAUAAAAAAAGAAAACGUAUAUGUACGUAUAUGUAAACAGAUCGCAUCUGAAAACUACUCUUGUUUCUUUAUGAACCACCUUUUAAACGUAUAAAAUAAUAUCCAUACUGAACCAAUAAAAAAUUAAAUAGAUUUUUUUUCUUCUUAAACAAUAAUUAUGGUGUCAAAUUCACAGCUUCUAAAACAAACUAAAUAACUUAUAACUUUUAAAUAUCUUAUUAUAACACAAACAAUAAUAUACACUUAAAUAGUGUCUUUUUUUAAUAAGACAUUUUAACUAAUAUUAAUUCGUUAAUGUUGUUAUUAACACUCAAAGAAAAGUAAUUAAUAUUUGUAAACAAUAACAUUCAGUAUGAUAUCAAAGUUAAAUAUUAUUUUUCAAUUGUUUUAAUAAUAUGAAUAUUACAAUUAUAUUAAUAUUAUGGCAAUAUUAAGAUAAUCAAGUCACAAUACAAAAUGAAAGGACUACGAACGUGCCAAUACAAAACAAUGAAUUUACAUGGAAUACAUUUCCAUUUUCUUAUUUAUUUGUACUUUUCUACGUAUCAGUAAAAAAAUAAUUAAGGCGAUAGAAGUAAAUCCGCCAUCUUUAGUUUUCAAUCCCAAAUACUUAUUACUCCGGUCAUGUAAAGUUCUUCGCAAAAUAAAAAUCAUCAUCCAGUAAUCCAUUGUCAAUUUUAAGUAACAUUUGAAAACAAACAAAAAAUGUUUACAAUACUACCUCUGAUGAUUCAGCUUCAUUUUCCGAUUUCUUAAAAUUUCAUAUUUUAACUAAACAUAUGCCUUUUUUAGUUUAUAAGAAAAACUAUAAUACGUAGUGUCAUUGUAGAAUUUAUGAGCUGUUUAGUAAAUUCUGAAUCAUGGACAGAGAGUUCACGCUUAAAAAACAUUUAAGUUCUUUUUGGUAUUGAGAUAUUUGGUACUUACACAGGGGAUCACUGAUACAAUUUACUUACGCUUUUUCUCUAAAAUGACUUUGUUUGCUACAAUAUGUUCCUUCAGACUGUUUAACUUUUUAUAUUAAUAGGAAAUAAUAAAAUAAACAUGUAUCAGUAAAAGAAGGAUUUGAAAACUUGGGAAGAGUAAUGAAAUCUUACUUAAUGUUUUGUAUUUGGUUUGUGGUCCUUUCUCAAUUAAAAUACUGCUAAUAAAAUUAAUAAUUCAUAUAACAUUGUUCUUAUAAAACUGCACUGAAAUUCACUAUCUAUAUAUUAAAAAUAGUAAUUAAAUUUCAAAAGUCUUGUGACAUAGAACUAUACAUGAUCUUUAACGUAAUUUUUGAAGGCUCCAAAAAUGUUAUGGGACCAAACAUAUAAAGUGCCUUUAAAAGAAUAUGUGCCUUCAAAGCAAAAUUCUAACUGGAAAUUAAAGUAAUUUUCAAGACAACGUGUUACAAGGCUGGACUAAAACUUACGUAAAUAUAAGUAAGUAUAAACUUACGUACCUAACGUAAAUAUAGAUUCAUUUUUAAAAUUAAUUUAUACUCUACUCACCGAAAAUAAAUCUAAAAACUAAACUGAAUGAGAAAAUUGUUCAAAUUCAUUGAGUCGUCUUCAAUGUCUUAUUCUGGUCAAAUAAAAUGAUAACCAAAGUUGAAUCAUACAUUUAAAAUUUUAAGUUUAACAUAAAUGUUUAUUUUAUACCCUAACAAAAAGUAUCAAUCCACUAACCAAAUAUGAUUCAAAAUCCCUUAAGUUUAUUGGUAGAUUAUUAAUAAUAUUUGACAUUUUAUGUAAUGACUGAUUUUUAUCUCAAAAUAUACUUUUUGAGAUGGUUUAAUUCCAAAAUAUAUUAUAUAGAAAAGUUUCACACUUAAUUAUUGAUUAAAAUUGUUUUUCCCAUUGUUUAUAAUAUGAGCUGUAAUAUAAAUUUUGUAAUCCCAAGAAAUGUUUGGUUUAAAAAUACACUUACCGUUAUUAUAUAUAAAGUUCAUACCAAAGUUAAAGUAAUGUGACUUUUCCGCAGAAUCGUCUAAACAUUACUGACUGUGAAUUAGAAAAAUGCAUUGACUUUUAAGUUGUAAUUUUACGUAAAAAUUAAGAUUUACGAAAGAAUUUAUUUAUUCUGUUUUUAAUGAACAAUCACAGACAUUUGCAUAUUUUAAACGCUUUGAAACAAGCUUUAUUUUAAUUAAACAUAUAUGUUCAACUUAUACGUUUUACUUGUUUUAGUAUCAAACUAUAAACUGCACUAUUGCACAACCUGGUGUUGUUUAUCCUAUUAUUAUUUUUACCAAUUGUUGCUAAAAUUGGUUUCGUUUAGAACAAAAAGAAGAAAGUAGCGAAACAUCCAUAUCAGUAUAACUGGUCUAUAAUCAAAUUCAAAUAUUUGGAAUUAAAUAUUGGUAAUUCUUCUAUCCAAUUACAAUUAAAUGUUCAUUUUUAUGAGAUAAUUAUAGAUUCAGUAUUAAGGAAACGGGCACCAAUCUACAUCCAGAAGUCUGGAUCAAAUUAAAUUCAAUCAAAUAUCAAAUGUUCCACGAGAUUCAGAUUAAUUUAAAAUUUAUUCUUUUCUAAGAAGAUUCUUUUCCCCAUAAGAUUUUUCAAUCCAAGUUAUCUACUUUAUAGCCUUAGCUCCCCUGCAAUAAUGAAUUAUAAUUUUCCUUCCCCACAGACCUUUCCAAUUUUUUAUUUUUAUUUUUUUAAGUUAAGUACUACAUAAUAUAAGCAACUAUAAAAAGUCUCGGUUUAAAUAGUGUUUCUUCUCUCAGUAAUUGUCUUUGCAUUGUAAUACUACGCCCUCAGAAUUAUAAUUGUUAUCCAAGCAGAUAUGAGGCUAAUAGUUUUGAUACUUCCUACAAGUUUAAUAAACCGAUCGUGUUUACACAGAAUGUCUUAGAAGUCAAUGUGAUUUUAAUAAGAUACCGUAGAUUAUACUAUGUUUUCUUGUUAAUUAUCAAAAUGUGUAUUAGUGUUAUUUAGUGGCUAAGAAAAUUUUCGUUUAAAAAUAAUUACGAGAGCAGUGCGCACCAAAAUAGUCCGAUGACAUUUGAGGCGAUGUUGUCAACCAACUCUGCUGACCGCCAACUGCACCCUGAUGUUGAAAUGGAUCAGUGAUAUUUCAUACGUGUAAAACUGGCAUCAGUGUUGGAAAUGGAUGCAGAGGGGGCAUUAGCACGUAAAAGCCAAAACGGUCUACUUUGGUGCGGGCUGCUACAUUCCUUACAAUGAAAGAUAUUUCUGUAUCUUGAUGUAUCUUCAUAAUUGUCAUGCUAUCAUUUUGACAAUUUUAUCAUUUAUAAAAGGAUGAAAUGUAAAAAACUGCAAUACUAUUUAUGUUAUUUUCAAAAUAUAUGUAUUUAUUUCUGUAUUACUUUUAAAACAACUAUAUAAUACAAUAUUAUUUCCUUUUGGAAAAGAAACUGACUAUAUGUAUUGCAUUGCUGUUUCAUAAUCUACGUUAAAGAACAUUUUAUGUAACUGGGCCUAAAUACAAUCAGGAUCAGUUUUAAAGUAAAUGGUCAUUGUUAAUGUAACUGUUAUUUUCAAUAACUAGUAAACCAUAGUGUGAAAUGAAGAGAAAACUAUUUUGUUCUCAUUAUAAAGAUUAGUGAAACUGUUGGCAAACAACAAUUAAUGUUUUCUCAAGUAUGAAAAUCAAAACAUCCCAGAAUACUAUAAGAAAGAAACAUAAUUAUAGAGUUGCUUGUAUAGUAUGUAGAAAUGUCCAUGAACGUGUUAGAGAUAUCGCGUACUAGAUUCAUGUUAAAGCUCCAGAAAUUUUUACUGUUUUUGCUAUGUUUCUUGUUUCCUAGAAUAGAAAGUCUUUGGAAUGUGACGGUAUGUAGUUGUGAUUUGUAACGGUUUGUUAGCUUACACUUGGUAGAAUCAAGCACUCCUAUUUCUAGAAGGGACAACUGAAUAUGUGAAGUUACAUCCAAGUAUUAGAGUAUUUAUAAAGCACUAUUUUAUAUUUCCUCGUGUAUACUUAUGGUUAUUAACUAUUUAUAAACCAUAAUCAAGAAACGUUUUGUAAACACAUAACUGAAAAGUGAAUUUUAAAUGUAACUUUCGUAUUAAAGGCGAUGACUGUAUUAUUUAUUACUAACGAGGAAAUCUUGCCACAAAUUUCCGUCAAUUGAGCUACUAAUCCACUAAACCUAUGAUUAUGCACACCGAGUGGUCUGAGGUGUGUUCUUCCACCAUAAAGUUAUUUAAUUAGUUUAAAGCAGUAGGUCAUAAUCAUGUAAUCCAGCGGGCAUAAUUCAUGCUCUUAUCGAUUCUCUCCUUUCAUUAGCUUAUAAAGUAAUUAAGUACCUGUACUUUAAUUAGAAUUAAUAUUUCAACAACCCUAACUUUAAAAGUCACUGCAUACUGGAAUACGAGAUUUAUUCAUAAGGAAACACGCCAGCUAGCUAACUGAAAGACGGCACUGAGAAUGCCGGCUACACCGACAUUCGGCGUAAUUUAGUGUUUCUGCCGUUAAACUUCUGCUGCGUCUGGUUUUUAAACGUAAACAAUAAGAACUUCAAUUAGUUUUACUACAUUUAUAUUUGGGAGUUAUUACUCGUUUGGCGAUUUCAUAAAACUCUUACCAUCAUUCUGAUUUCCAGCUAUAUACUUAGAUGGACAUAACACACAUAAAUGACCUAGGCCAAAUAAUAAAUCCCUUAAGUGUCCACCUUUUUAGGUCCUCAAAACUUGGCCUUUCUACCAAUAAUGUUAAAAGGUCUUUGUGAUUGCUCGCUAUAAUCGGUCAAUUUACGCUAAAUUUCUAAUUUAUUAAUGGAAACCGCAAACUGGCAUGAAAUUCUAACUAUAUAGACGUUAAAAAUAAUCAACCGCUAAUGUUGAUUUUCAAAUCUUAAUUGUAACGUGUAAGGAAGAAAUCAUUUAUGAAGUUUUACAAUAAUCUAUCAAGUUUUCAAAAUUAAAUAAUCAUGAAUGCAGAAUGUCUUUAAGAAAUCGUCACCCAUACAGUUUUGUUACAAAUUUAAUAAAGAGCACGGUGUCGAUGUUUUUUAUAGUCGGACAGUUUUUACAAAAGUUGUGGCUUGAAAACAACCUGAAACAAGAAAACUUACACCAGUGUCUUUUGGCCCGUUUUCCUGAAAUGAAAUGUCUGAUACAGUUAGAACUGAAAGUACUAAGUGCAUGUCGCUCUAAGAGUGUUUACCACAUUUCGGUUUAUUUGUACAAAAAUAUUUGUGAAAGAAUUAAGCAUAGCUCAUUGAACGUAACUAAAUGAAAGGAUCCAAAUGUUUACAAACAACACUGAAAAAUACAAUUAACAUUGAUAAAUCUGUUAAGUGUGUGUUUAUGUAUCCUGCAAAUGUUCUGUGUUAAGUGAUGGCUGUAUUGUAGUUGUCUAUAUUUGUGUAUUUUGUUUAUACUAAGAAAGCAUAGGGACGAAAAAUAAUCUGACUUAAAGCUUCUAGCUUGAAAAUGAUUAUCAAGAAAUAUAAUUUCGUCUGCUUGGAUUGCAUUAUUUAAGACCAAAGAGGUUUAUACUUAUUUGCAAUAUAAAAUAAUUAAAAUUCAAGUAUAGAUGAAUAACAUAUAUAUCUUCGACGCCAUUUAAAACUUAAAAGUAUGCAAAAUAGUUUAUAAACUUGUUACUUGCACAAUAUUUUAUUUUAUUUAAUGAUAAAUGUUAGAUAGGUUAGUUAAGUGUCUUAUUCCAAUUAAUCAAAAUGUGAUAGUGUUGUAGAAUAAAUGCCUUAAUGCCUUUUUUGUACAUAUGUAAGUAAAUAUAACUUUAUCAGCUGUAAUACUUACUAGAGCAAAGAAACAACAUUUUGAAAACGUUUACGCUAUAACUUAGUUAAUGUUUGUCCUUCUACACAACUGUCGAGUUAGUGAUGCUUGAAACAUGUGAAGUACUUACUUCCUAUUGAGUUUAAAUUACUCUAUGUUAAUUGAGCUUUGGAGAUUUAAAGUCUUGGUUGUUAGUGGUUAACCAAUUGUUUUAUCAAAGUGUUUUUUCUUUGUGAUCUUUAAGCAUUCAACGUCAAUUGCUGUCUGUUUGAAAAAUUGAUAUAAGUUCUAGUGGUAAUUCAUGAGUAUCUACACACGUUUACUGGACUGAUUAGAUUAUUAGAGUUUCAAGUUGAAUUUUGGGAACCUCCGUCAAUACUAUAUAAAUUGAGAGAACCAUACAUCAAAAGUUUUGACACAAUGUUUUAUGUUUAUUCUAUAAAUUCAUCGUAAUUUUAUAGAUUUAUAAUAUAUAGUCAGAUUUCUAUAGCGUGAAUUCAUUUUUCUCAAUCUAUUUUUUAAGUAUGCUUCGAGACCCUCUAACUAUAUCUUGUUGGGGAAAGGGGGAGGGGUGCUGUAAUCCGUUUUGGUUACAUUAGUACUUGUUGAACCAUUAUCAGCCCUUGGUGGGAACUGAGCACAAGAGUGCAGAAGAUAUGUUAACGUAGAAGAAUUUUUAAAUUUUAAAUUUGUAUAAGGCUGUGUCCCAUAGGACGACGUUUUUCAUUUAAAAUAAAAAAAUAGAUUUAAGGUGCAACUUUUAGAAGUGAAAGUGUAAAAUUCGUUUUCAAUUAUAUGUAAUUUUUAAUUUAAUGGCUAUUUUACAGUUCUCUGAAAAUGUUUCCCAUUUUCAUUUCAUUAUUUUAAUCGUCAUCUAAUUAACUAUGUAAACGUGUGUACCAAUUCUUUAUGUACCUCCAUAUCCCAUAUCUUUUCUAAUUUUGAACCAGAUUUUGAGGACUACAAGAUCACAUUAAAAAGAGUUUCAUAACGAAACAAGACAUUUUCUCAUCAUACAUUCUUUGCUUUCAUCUUUCUGGUUAACUAUAAAGUCCGUUAUUCGAAGUUUAUAUAAACGACACAAUUAAUUUACUAUUGAUUUCUAAUUGUGAAUUAGAAAUGUAGUAAUUAAGAUAAAAAAUAACUCGUGUUUGUGACAUAAUCGUACAAAUUCUACUUACUUAUAAAUAGUUAAGUUAGCUACCCAAACACAAUACUUUGCUCUCUUUUGUUUCCAUUUUCCCCUCCCCACAUACGGUGACCACUUUUUUAUGUCAACUUAAAAGUUUGAUGACGUUAUUUUUAUUCGAUUAUUCUUGAUUUCGUCACUGUGUGAAAUACAUUCAAUCAUGUUUUUUUCAUACAUACAGUCACAUUUUUGGACUGCAACAGCAGUUUAUGACAUGUACGAUAAAAUAACCACUUCUUCGAGCCACAUGUAAAUGUGUGAUACUAUACUUCUCUUGUGUUAUUGAACAUUAGAAAAGUUAUACUUGUUUUUGGCAGCGCAUUGAAACAAAUAAACCUUAAAAUAAUUUAUUACAGCAGAGAAGUACGCCACACCACGUAUCACGUAACAGGCUUCACUGAAGUUGCAUGCAAAAUUACAACCAUAGCUCAACCUAUUAGAUGUCCUGUGGACAUAUAGCAACAGACAAAAUUCCACACUUAGACAGGCACUAUUUUAGAACUCAUCGAUGUCUAUGUAGAAAUGAAGCUGGAUACAAAAUUAACAGUUUACAGGUGAAAUCUUUCUCUAGGUGUCUUGCCACAUGAUACGUUUGCAACUUCGUUCAUUGAGUUAAGUUUCAUACCAGUGUUGAAAUAAUAAAAUAUUUGGUGCGCUGAAAUCAAGUCUUGUUACUAAUUGAUUUAUAAAUCUUGUCAACAUUGACUUUCCACUCAAUUAUUUUCUUAAGUUGAUGAAUAAAACAUUUCUCAUGUUGAACUUCAUAUUAUUGUACUUAGUUUGUUUAAAAAUUGAUCUAUACUGCUAUUUUUUUAUUGCCAUCAUGUUCGUUCACAAGACCAAUAUACAAAUAUUCGUUAGCGCUCGGCCAAAGCCCAAAGAAUGACAUGUACCGUCAUCGCACUCAGUUCAAAUUAAAAUGAAGCUUCGAGCAAAUGUCCAAGUCUGUAGGUCAAUUCGUUUUCGGACAGACCGACGAAUAGAAAUGAAAUUGUUCCUGCCUUUUGAGUGAUAGGCUUCGCUAACGCUCAGCCAAUUAAUAGUUGUCUAUUGAUAGCCACUAAUUAAUUGAGUGAGCGUUAGCCAUAGCUUAUCACUCGAGAAGCUGGUAAAAUCAGUACUGUGAAGAGAUUUUCCAUAAAGCGGUAGAAACAGCAGAUAAAGCCAGUAAAGCUACUUCAGCAAGAAGAACCGUUUUUAUUUAUACAAUGUUACUAUUUUUAAAUUAUACAUGUUCACAUCUAUUUUAUAUAGUCACAUGCCUGGAAUGCACAUUGUGUACUACUGGUCUUCAAGUAACUUUUUGUAAAUUAUUCUUGUUUUGUACUCUUUUUCAGAUUUUACAAAAGUUGUAUUUUGCGUUAUUUUGAUGUAACGACUGAAGAUGUUUGCCAUUUUAUUUUUCAACUAAAGGCUUUGUCAUAUUUUUAUAUCGCAAAUGGAACUAACUACUCUGUUGACACAAUACAUGUUUAUCGAUCGGUCUGUUCUAAUUACAUUAAGGACCCAACAAUCCAAUUAUCCGAGUUCACUUAUUAUAUUUCAGCAGUCAAAGAGUUUAUGGCUCUAUAACCAUACAUUUUUGCAUAUCUAAUCUUCACUUUAGAAUGUAUAAAAAUCAAUAAAUAUUUUUUUUAAUCCAUUAUGCUUUACGGUUUCCAUAGUUAUAGUAUACGGGAAAGCAAAAGUAACAAAUUAAUCGAAUUUUUAUGACGUCAUCAACUACCCCUGGCUGAUGUGAAAAUUGUUCACCGAGACGCAUCACAGAUUUAAUUAUGGAGAGUUUUAUCUUUAACUGCGUAUCUGUCGAUAACAUAUUUAUAUAAUUAAUAAUUUUUCUAUUUUUAUUUUAAACGAUAGUUCAUUCCAUGCAUAUCACCCUAUUUAGACUACGUCAUAGUAAUGUGAUAUUAAUUAUAAAACCUGGUUUUAUAUCAUUCUUUGUUUAAAACAUAUUUCUAGAAAUUUCAUAAAAACAAACUUGUUAUUCUUGUGAAAUUAGAAGAUUUUUGGCAAACUUCAUUGUUAAAAUCAAAUUUCAGUUAACUUUGUAAGUGAUUGGGAUUUGAGUACAAUAUUGAUGAGUUAUGUAUAACACAGUGCCUUGAUGGAUUACGUGUUUGUUGUAUUAUUGUAUACAUAACUUUUCGUACCACGCCACACAUGUAUGUCCAGAACAUUUUAAUUAAAUAAAGGUACUGAUGAUUGGA